Papaver somniferum (opium poppy) is the source of this 982-nucleotide messenger RNA. RefSeq names its product actin-depolymerizing factor 1-like. Gene Ontology annotation, cellular component: cytoplasm; actin cytoskeleton. Gene Ontology annotation, molecular function: actin filament binding. Gene Ontology annotation, biological process: actin filament depolymerization. The record is from RefSeq and is a predicted model, not a curated record. Bases 192 to 611 code for a protein of 139 amino acids. Lineage: Eukaryota; Viridiplantae; Streptophyta; Magnoliopsida; Ranunculales; Papaveraceae. The transcript has 3 exons.
CAGUUUCGCUACAAGCCCUUUCUCAUCGGAGUGUCUCUUUCCAAUACAACCUAUAUCUUUUCCCCUUCUUUCUUUCUCUCUCUCUCUCUCUCUCUCUUCUCACACUACUAUUUUUUGUGCCCUAGAUUUACUCCUCUUUAUCUCCUUCGAUUGCUCUUCUCUGAUCAAUUCUAACACCCCCACCAAAAAAAAUGGCAAAUGCAUCAUCUGGAUUUAAAGUGCACGAUGAUUGCAAGCUAAGGUUUCUUGAAUUGAAGGCAAAGAGGACAUACCGUUUCAUAGUUUUCAAGAUUGAAGAGAAACUUAAGCAGGUUGUUGUUGAGAAGCUUGGUGAAACAGAAAAAACCUACGAGGAUUUCACUGCAUCACUUCCUGAUAAUGAAUGUCGUUACUGUGUUUUCGAUUUUGACUUCGUAACUGCUGAGAAUUGCCAGAAAAGCAGGAUUUUCUUCAUUGCUUGGUCUCCUGAUACAUCAAGGGUCAGAAACAAGAUGAUUUAUGCCAGCACAAAGGACAGCUUCAAGAGAGAAUUAGACGGUAUCCAGGUAGAGUUACAGGCGACUGACCCAACCGAGAUGGAUCUCGAUGUCAUCAAAAGCCGUUGCACUUGAGUUGUUUCAUCAACAGCGUCCUUGGAUUGGAGAUUUACUCCAUAAAAUUCUACUUAUACCUAAGUGAUAUGUUUAUAGUUUGUGAGACUGUAAACCUGGAUCCAGAUAUAAUAUUGGCUUGUUAUUCAAGUUUUUUUCUCUGCAGUCUGUCAUCUUUUUACCAGAAUUUAAUCAGUGAUUCAAGUAUAUCGUGUGAUUGUUAUUUGUGAAAAACAUAUAUGUGAUGGGGGUUGCAUGUAGUCUCAUUUGACGAGCUAUAAAUGUAACAGUUAUUUGGGGGUGUUUGACAGUACCUUCAGUUGUUUCAUGACAACUUGGGAAUGAAUGUUGAGCCCCCCUUUUUUAAUCGUUUUCUUGGUUUGAGAAUCUCU